Molecule: messenger RNA, 648 nt
Organism: Didymodactylos carnosus
Lineage: Eukaryota; Metazoa; Rotifera; Eurotatoria; Philodinida; Philodinidae
Source: the annotation of a GenBank genome assembly
AUGUUGCUAUCAAAACAAACUUUACUAAAUGAACUGUAUGUAAUCUUAUCUAGUUAUGUUAAUAAAUCAUUUCUUUUAUUAAAUAAUAAACAAAAUUGUCGUACAACUGAUCUAUUAUCUCAAAUAUUAAAAGAAGUAAAUAAAAAUAAACGAAAAAAAUUAAAACGUCAACUAAAAUUAACAACAGAAACAAUUUAUUAUUGUUGUCAACAACCACUUCAAUUAUCAUCAUACAAAUAUUUAAAACGUUUACAAAAAUUAUACAUUAGUCAACGUUUAAAUGACAUAGUAGUUAUUGAUUGUUCAUUUCAAAAUGAACAUGUUAAAAAUGAAAAUUAUUUACAAAAUUUAAUUCGAAAAGUUCAUUCUUGUUUUACCUACUUAUAUAAAUAUCAUACACCAUCGUUCAUCUAUUUAUGUAAUGUAAAUGAUAAUAAUAAUCAAUUAAAUAGUCUCUAUUUUCAUUCAACAUCUCAAUCAUAUUUAGAUUUAUUUUCUCGAGAACAAUUAAUUUAUUUAACACCACAUUCAGAUAAUAUUAUGAAAGAAUAUGAUCAUAAUGCUAUUUAUAUUCUUGGAGGAAUUUAUAGUCAAAUUGUUAGAGGAAGAAAAUGUGAUGAUCAUGAUGUAACGGGUGUCUCACAAUAA